UUAACCUGAAAGCGCUCUUUCUCCCUUGUUUUCUGAAAAAUUUCGUCCAAAAAAUCCUAAGAAGAAAAUCCUUGACUAUCUGAAGAUGGGUUCUGAAGGAAACAAGAUGAACGACGGCACCAGCUACCAGCCAUCGGAGCCGACCUUGUGCGCGAACGGCUGCGGAUUUUUCGGCUCGCCGGCGACGAUGAAUCUCUGCUCAAAGUGCUACAAGGAUUUCCAGAUGGAAGAACAACAAAAGGCAGCUGCUAAGGUUGCCUUGGAGAAGCUCGUGACGUCUCAGAAAAAGGCCGAUGAUGCCUCUCAUGUGGGUUCUCCAGAGUCUUACGGUAUGGCGGCGGAGCAAGUUGAGAGGCAGGAGGAAGCGGUUUCGGCGCCGGCGGCGGUUGUGAAGAGUAAUAGGUGCUUUUGUUGCAAUAAAAAAGUAGGGGUGAUGGGGUUCACCUGCAGAUGUGGUAGUACCUUCUGUGGGCUCCACAGAUACCCAGAAAAGCACGAUUGUACCUUCGAUUUCAAGGGCCAGGGCCGGGAUGCCAUAGCCAAGGCAAACCCGGUGGUGAAGGGCGAUAAAAUCCAGCGGUUUUAGUUUGGAUGGGUUUAGGCCUGAGUCCGGAUCCGGAACCGAUCCGGGUCGGAGUCGGGUCAUCGUGUGUUUCUUAGCGUGGUUAGGUGGAUUGUGGUUGGAAGAAGUAAUUAUU
Coffea eugenioides is the source of this 698-nucleotide messenger RNA. RefSeq names its product zinc finger A20 and AN1 domain-containing stress-associated protein 7-like. Gene Ontology annotation, biological process: proteasome-mediated ubiquitin-dependent protein catabolic process. Lineage: Eukaryota; Viridiplantae; Streptophyta; Magnoliopsida; Gentianales; Rubiaceae. Gene Ontology annotation, molecular function: DNA binding; zinc ion binding. Bases 86 to 586 code for a protein of 166 amino acids. The transcript has a single exon. The record is from RefSeq and is a predicted model, not a curated record.